Felis catus (domestic cat) is the source of this 5028-nucleotide messenger RNA. RefSeq names its product phospholipase A2 activating protein (gene PLAA). The record is from RefSeq and is a predicted model, not a curated record. Gene Ontology annotation, molecular function: ubiquitin binding. Bases 347 to 2737 code for a protein of 796 amino acids. Lineage: Eukaryota; Metazoa; Chordata; Mammalia; Carnivora; Felidae. Gene Ontology annotation, cellular component: nucleus; cytoplasm. Gene Ontology annotation, biological process: ubiquitin recycling; proteasome-mediated ubiquitin-dependent protein catabolic process. The transcript has 14 exons.
CGGCCGGGCCCUGUUAUCUCUUCCUCGGCGGAUCGUCCAGGGCGCGGGAAGGAAACGAGCUUCAGCUCGGCCUUGCCCUCAGCAGUCGGGACGCACACGCUUUGCGUCAUGGCGGGCUGAGACAGAUGAUGAAUUCCGGUGUACAUGUCAGGGUUGCUGUGUCACUCGGCCCGUUCGCCGUUUUCCUUCCCCGUCGCCCUUCCGCACCGGCUCUAGGGCUCUUCCGGUCCUCAGCCGCCCCUCACCUGCAGGCCCCUCGCCCGCCGCGCCCCGGCGCACUCCUGGCCUCUUCUUCGGACUGAUCUCGCGCGGUGCCUGGGCCCCGGGUGCCGGACCGACAAGGGCCAUGGCGAGCGGUGCCGCCAGGUACCGGCUGAGUUGCUCGCUCCCAGGCCACGAGCUGGAUGUGCGGGGCCUGGUAUGCAGCCUCUAUCCGCCGGGGGCCUUUGUGUCCGUGUCCCGAGACCGCACCACCCGUCUCUGGGUCCCAGACAGUCCUAACAGGGGCUUUACAGAAAUGCACUGUAUGAGUGGCCACUCCAAUUUUGUAUCUUGUGUAUGCAUCAUACCUUCAAGUGAUAUGUACCCUCAUGGACUAAUCGCCACUGGAGGAAAUGACCACAAUAUUUGUAUUUUCUCACUGGAAAGUCCAGCACCACUUUAUAUACUAAAAGGUCACAAAAAUACUGUUUGUAGUCUUUCAUCUGGAAAAUUUGGGACAUUACUUAGUGGCUCAUGGGAUACCACUGCUAAAGUGUGGCUGAAUGACAAGUGCAUGAUGACCUUACAGGGUCAUACAGCCGCAGUAUGGGCGGUAAAGAUCUUACCUGAACAGGGCUUAAUGUUAACUGGAUCAGCAGACAAGACUAUUAAGCUGUGGAAAGCUGGAAGAUGCGAGAGGACUUUUUCAGGGCAUGAAGACUGUGUACGAGGUUUAGCAAUUUUGAGUGAAACAGAAUUUCUUUCCUGUGCAAAUGAUGCUAGUAUUAGAAGGUGGCAAAUCACUGGCGAGUGUCUUGAAGUAUAUUAUGGACAUACCAACUAUAUUUAUAGCAUAUCUGUUUUUCCAAAUUGUAAAGAUUUUGUGACAACGGCAGAAGACAGAUCUCUGAGAAUCUGGAAACGUGGGGAAUGUGCCCAGACAAUCCGACUUCCAGCUCAGUCUAUAUGGUGCUGCUGUGUUCUAGCCAAUGGUGACAUUGUGGUUGGUGCGAGUGAUGGUAUUAUUAGAGUGUUUACGGAAUCAGAGGAUCGGACAGCAAGUGCUGAGGAAAUCAAGGCUUUUGAAAAAGAACUCUCUCAGGCAACCAUUGAUUCUAAAACCGGUGAUUUAGGGGACAUUAAUGCUGAGCAGCUUCCUGGGAGGGAACAUCUGAAUGAACCUGGUGCUAGAGAAGGACAGACUCGUCUAAUCAAAGAUGGGGAGAAAGUCGAAGCCUAUCAGUGGAGUGUUAGCGAAGGGAGGUGGAUAAAAAUUGGUGAUGUUGUUGGCUCAUCUGGUGCUAAUCAGCAAACAUCUGGAAAAGUUUUAUAUGAAGGAAAAGAGUUUGAUUAUGUUUUCUCAAUUGAUGUCAAUGAAGGUGGACCAUCGUAUAAAUUGCCAUAUAACGUCAGUGAUGAUCCUUGGUUAACUGCAUACAACUUCUUACAGAAGAAUGAUUUGAAUCCCAUGUUUUUGGAUCAAGUGGCUAAAUUUAUUAUUGAUAACACGAAAGGUCAAACCUUAGGACUUGGGAACACCAGUUUUUCAGAUCCUUUUACAGGUGGUGGUCGGUAUGUUCCAGGGUCUUCAUCAGGAUCUGCUAACACGCUGCCUGCGGCAGAUCCUUUUACAGGCAGUGGUCGUUAUGUGCCAGGGUCUGCCAGUAUGGGGACUACCAUGGCUGGAGCUGAUCCAUUUACAGGCAAUAGUGCCUACCGAUCAGCUGCAUCUAAGACGGUGAAUAUUUAUUUCCCUAAAAAAGAGGCUGUCACUUUUGACCAGGCAAACCCUACACAAAUAUUAGGUAAACUGAAGGAACUUAAUGGAGCUGCAUCUGAAGAGAAGAAGUUAACGGAGGAUGACUUGAUACUUCUUGAAAAGAUACUGUCUCUAAUAUGUAAUAAUUCUUCAGAAAAACCCACAGCCCAGCAACUUCAGAUUCUGUGGAAAGCUAUUUACUGGCCUGAAGAUAUUGUCUUUCCUGCACUUGACAUUCUUCGGUUGUCAAUUAAACAUCCCAGCGUGAACGAGAACUUCUGCAACGAAAAGGAAGGGGCUCAGUUCAGCAGUCAUCUUAUCAGUCUUCUGAACCCUAAAGGAAAGCCGGCAAACCAGCUGCUUGCUCUGAGGACUUUUUGCAAUUGUUUUGUUGGCCAGGCAGGACAAAAGCUCAUGAUGUCCCAAAGGGAAUCUCUAAUGUCACAUGCAAUAGAACUGAAAUCAGGGAGCAAUAAGAACAUUCACAUUGCUCUGGCUACAUUGACCCUGAACUAUUCUGUUUGUUUUCAUAAAGACCAUAACAUUGAAGGGAAAGCUCAGUGCUUGUCAGUAAUUAGCACAGUCUUGGAAGUUGUACAAGACCUCGAAGCCACUUUUAGACUCCUUGUGGCUCUUGGGACACUUAUCAGUGACGAUUUAAAUGCUGUACAGUUAGCCAAGUCUUUAGGUGUUGAUUCUCAAAUAAAAAAGUAUGCCUCAGUAUCAGAACCAGCUAAAGUAAGUGAAUGCUGUAGACUUAUCCUAAAUUUACUGUAACAAUGGGGACGGGAACUGAGAUUUUAAAUUGAUUAGUGGUUUUUUCCCUCACGUUUUACAUGACUGAGUACAGAUGUUAAAAAAAAAAAAAAAAAGGAUGCUGUGGAAUAAGUAAAAUUUCAGAUCUUGUAAAGUGGGGGAGGGUAAGAGGAGACAAAGAAGAAAUAAAAUUUUUGCACUGAUGAACUGUGAGAUUUUCCUGUGUGAUGUGGGUAAGUUUUUAGGAGUUUAGAAACAAAUUAAGAAUGAGCUAAAAUCAACAACAAUGCAACUAUUACAGUGGCAUAAUGUACAUACCUCUGCUGCAUGAAAGAAGAUAAGAGCUUUUAUUUAUAUAAUUUACUCUUGCUACUUAUAUAAUACCCCCAAACUGUUUUACUUGUUGGUGAUUGUCUUUUAUUUAAUUUCUGCUCUACUCACUUCCAUUGCUGAUUUUUUCAACAACCCCAAUACAAAGUACGUUAUAAUUUUCAAAAAUUGAGUUCUAAAUUAUUCCGUAUAUCCAAAAGAUACGAUUUGUUCAUUUAAGUUACUUGUAAAUAGAAAUUGUAUUUGUUUGAUGGCUUAUUUUUUAUUUUGAGACAGACAGAGUAUGAGCGGGAGGAGGGGCAGAGAGAGGAGACAGAGUCCCAAGCAGGCUCCAUCUCACAAACCACAAGAUCACGACCUGAGCCAAAAUCAAGAGUUGGACGCUUUACCUACUGAGCCACCCAGGCGCCCUGAUGGUUCAUUUUUACAUGAAGGAAAAGCAACCUACUAAGCUGUGUUAGGUUGUGUAUCAUUUCAGAUAGAUGAGGCCCCAAACAAAUUAACUCCAGGCUUGUGCUCCAGUUUCUUUUGCCCCUCUCUAUUGGAGGUAACUUCAUUAUUCAUUCCAGUUUUGAAAUUAGUUCAUUUUUGGUCAUUUCCUUUGUCUCAAAAGGAAUUUGGAAUGUGUUGAGUUUUCGAAAGCAUUUGUGCAAGCCAGAACCAUGCUAUUUACAAGUCCAGAGCCUAUCGGGUGAAACUUACUAUUUUUGAGUUCUUAACACUGGCCAGGCACUGUGGAAACCACUUUGAUAUUUAAUUCCCAAAACCUCUUAAAUGGAGGGUGAUGUUGUCUCUAUUUUCAGAAGUAAAGAUAAUAGAAUGAAUCAUGAUAGGAGAAAAAAAGAAAAGUACUAUACUUCCUACAGAGAAAAAAAGAAAAGUACUAUACUUCCUACAGAGAAGCAUCCAUAUUUGUCUCUAAACAUCAUAGCAGAUGGAACCAAUGCACUAAUUACAUAAUUUAAUGUCUAAGAGAACUUCAGUUUCUUAAGCAUAAGUAGGAAAGAUCUUUUCACAAAGAGGACUUUGUGUAAAAUUGUGAAUAGCAUUCUCAAUAUGGAUCGUAUACAGAACCAUCAAUUUGCUGGCUUUAUUGCAGUCAAAGAAUAAUCCUUCUCCAAUAAGAGAGGAAAGGUUUUCCAUCAUCUGGAUUAAUUCAAGGAAAAACUUUUGGAAUAUCAAAAGGAAAUGGGUAAAAUAGAAAUAGAAGGAAUGUGUAUUUUGCUGAGUAUUAAGUUGCAGUUUUCUGAUAUGUACCCAGGCUUUAAAAAACCUCCAUUAGGAAUCUGUGCUUUACUGUUUGUUAAGUUUGGAUUUAAGUGGUUAAGUCAAACUUAAAUGGUGAAGUUAAGAGUUUAAUCCAGGUCAGCCUGAUUCCGUUCCAAUACACUGCUUUUCUUGUUAACAUUUCCAGUGUAGCAUGCAGUCACAAGUACAAACAAUUUAUCUACAAUAUUUUUAAAUACUAGGUAGGACCUUUCAAUGAUGGGAGAACUAAGAACAUGAGUUGACUGUUCAAAAUAAUAAGGGGUGGCAAAUUGUAAACACUGUUUGCUUCUUUUACUGUACAAGUCUUUUUUCAACAACUUUUAUAAUAUCAGUAUUUCAUGUUUAUUGAAGAAAAAUUACAAAAAACAGUUUAGCAAAAAAAAAAAGAUAAUCCCAUUUGAAAAAUAAGUGUUGUAUGAUGGUUUUGUGAUAUUUUAAAGUCUUUUUCAGUUAAACUUUUUUAAUGAUUCCCUUAUUAUUUUUUUGUGAAUAUAAAAACAUACAUUCAUUGAAUAAAACACACACAUCAAAUAAAACUUGCCUGUAAUCUGACUACCAGAGAAAACCAUUAACGUCUUUUGGUGUAUCAGUAGGUAUGUAAAUGUGUUGUUUUUUUCUGAAAGGAUUGUGUGAUACACAUUGUUCAAUAACCUGAUUUUUAAGCUUAAUAUAGUAUACAUCCACCCUAAUAAAUACAGUACAUUAUAUGGAUA